Messenger RNA from Metopolophium dirhodum (rose-grain aphid), 1721 nucleotides. RefSeq names its product peroxisomal membrane protein 11B (gene Pex11ab). Gene Ontology annotation, biological process: regulation of peroxisome size; peroxisome fission. NCBI's taxonomy places the organism in Eukaryota, Metazoa, Arthropoda, Insecta, Hemiptera, Aphididae. The transcript is spliced from 3 exons. The coding region runs from base 244 to 912 and encodes 222 amino acids. Gene Ontology annotation, cellular component: peroxisomal membrane. The record is from RefSeq and is a predicted model, not a curated record.
ACACUUCUGAAAUUUAUGCUGUACAUAGCAUUUAUGAAUAAUGUAUACUCAUUGUAUCGACACUGCCACACUGGACACAAUGUAAUUAUGCUACAUCAACAAAUUACAAGCUACAUUGGCUGUAAUGAAAUAAGAUGUGAAAAUAAUUUCUUAUGUAGUAAUUUCAUCCAUAAAAUAUACAUAAAUUAUAUUUUUAAUUGUUUUAGUUGUAUUUAGUUAUCAACAAUUAACUAUUGUUUUCUCAUGGCGUCGUUCAUAUUACGGUUUGUACAAUAUGGUUCAAAAACAACAUGGCAUUACAUGGAAAAAAAUGACUUUGACGUCAAAUCAAUUAAAAAAUUCAAACAACUCGAACAGUCCUUGGCAGCUUUUCGUAAAGUAUUAAGAUUUGGCCGCUUUGUUGAUUCAUUGCAUACUGCAUUGCGGACAGUUAAUCAUUCAGAUAAAACUAUUAGGUAUUGUGUGACAUUUUCAAAGAUAGCUCAUUCAUUGUAUUUGUUUUGCGACCAUUGCUUAUGGUUGAAUAGAAAUAACUUUUUACAAAUAAAUGCACCAAGAUGGGGUCAAGCAGGAAAUAGAUAUUGGCUACUAUCUAUAAUAAUGAAUCUUGUCAGAGAUGUUGUGGAGUUAAACAAUUUAUUUAAAGCAAUCCUGAAAAAAAAAAUUCUUAACACUUUGAAUAGAAAAGUAGCUCCUAAGAACGACUUUACUGGUGAAGCAGUCCAAUUUGUUCGUAGUCAUAAAGAUUUGUUAAUCGAUACUGUAAAAAAUAGCUGUGAUAUAAUGUUACCAUUGUCAAAUUUAGGAUUUGUUAGGUUAAGUCCAGGUACAAUAGGUGUAGUUGGUAUGAUAUCAUCAGUGCUCAGUUUGUACUCACUGGUGGACCAGAAAGCCAAGUUACCUUAUACGUGAACGAUUUGUUGUCAUUUAAAUUUAAUUUUUGUUAAUUCAACAAAUACCUAUCAAUACAAGAUUUUAAUAAAAAUAAGGGUAUAUGUUAUAACAUAAGUUUAAUUUGUCAAAUAAAAUAUAUUUUAUUAAUUUAUUUGUGUAUUUUAUACUUGUAUAAAUAUAAUAAAUAAAUAUCAACUUAAAAAUGUAUAACUUUUAUAUUGUGUAUGAAUUUUACAAAAAAAAAAUCUUAUUAUUUUUUAUUUACUUUGUUAUAAAUGUAUAAUAAUAUGUAAUUUAUAAGACGUAUCAUCAAGUAUUUUAAAUAAUUAAGUGAUUAACAAAGUUAUAACUUUAUAAGUCUGUUAGAAUAAUUUUAAAUUGUUAAAGGUGUUCAACUUUUGGAUUCUAUGGUAUUUGGAGGGUUUGACCUUUUAAAUAAUUUAAUUUAUGUGGAACAAAUUAAUCAAUAUAAAGUCAAAAAGUGCUGUUAUACUAAAGUGUUUUCCGUUUUUAUUUAUUAUUUAUUAUUUCUAAUUCUUAACUCCUAUUCAACCAAGAGUGCAUUAUAUUUCUUGUGUUAUGUGCUAAGUUAAUUAGAUGUUUUAACUUUUUGUUAUUGUUUUGAUAAAACCUUUAUUUUUAUAAAAUCCAUUCAUGUAAGCGGUGUAUUGCACCAGUUAUAUGAUAAAAUCAAUGGAAACAAACAGGAACUGAUUUGUUCCAUAUCCAUAAUGAUUAUAUAUUCCUUAUUAAUAAUUUUUUGCAUUUGUAUUAUUCUUUCCUAUUUAAAUAAAGGUCAGUUUUAAUAAAUAAUAAUAUAAUUUUUU